Messenger RNA from Schistosoma curassoni, 996 nucleotides. NCBI's taxonomy places the organism in Eukaryota, Metazoa, Platyhelminthes, Trematoda, Strigeidida, Schistosomatidae. The record is from the annotation of a GenBank genome assembly.
AUGGAUAAAGGAAGCUGUCUUGGUCGUGUUCCUUAUAACUCGGUGAUUGGAUUCAUCUUAGUACUUGUUGGAGGUGGAGUCUUGUGUGGUACAAUUUAUUCUGGAAUAUCACGUAUCGAUACAUACUUUCGGUUGUAUUUUUUUCCUGUGUACUCUUUACCUUAUCUAAGAAUAGCUGCAGUUGUGAAUGGGGCAGUAGCCGUUCUACUCGCUUUUCUUAUACUAAUUUUCUCAACACUUGUGAAUAAUGCUACUCGUGGCCGUAUCUAUCGUGGUGAUCGCUACAUUAUGGGUGGGCGUUGUUCAGCAGCUCUGUUCAUGUGCACCACAUAUGUAACCAUAAUUGUAUGGUUAAUAUUUUUAGCAUUCCUUGUUGUCCCUACAUUUUGUUGGGCAAUGUUCAACUCGAUUUGUACUGCUGAGUUAGCUGAUGUUUGGCAUGGACCAGGUGCACGACGUCCUGGUCCUGAUGGCCGUGUUGCUCCAUCUCUGUCAGAGUUACGAGAUCGUAAAGAUUAUCUGGCGGAAACGUAUACAGCUCGUCUUGCCUACUAUUAUCAAAAUCUCAAUUUUGGCUAUAAUCCUUCUGAGUCUCAACAUGGUUUCAGACCUCCUUUUGUUAAUCUGGGAAACUCACCCAAUCUACCAAAUUAUCACGGCAAUCGAUAUUAUUCUCCUGAUUUCAACUACAUUUUUAACUUGACACAUUAUGGUGUUUAUAUUAAACCAUGGAUGUAUGAUGAGUCACUGAAUUAUCGUGAAGCCAUUACUUCACUGAACGAAUUUGCAAGAUUUUGUGACGAAGUUAUGAUAGUGGGUCCACUUUUUGCUUGUUCACUUGGCGGUGCUGUUUUUGUUCUACUUGGUUUGACUCUAUUUGUUGGCUCAUUGUCAGCUUAUUAUACUCGAUUAAAAUUGACAAAAGAACUGACAGAUUUCAAACAGAGCAUUGCAUUAAGAUCACCCAAAAAUCAUGAUCCAUCAGCUUAUUUUUAA